This is a messenger RNA of Zingiber officinale, 1785 nucleotides long. Its product is annotated as putative MO25-like protein At5g47540. Gene Ontology annotation, biological process: intracellular signal transduction. The record is from RefSeq and is a predicted model, not a curated record. Bases 443 to 1375 code for a protein of 310 amino acids. The transcript is spliced from 11 exons. Gene Ontology annotation, molecular function: protein serine/threonine kinase activator activity. Lineage: Eukaryota; Viridiplantae; Streptophyta; Magnoliopsida; Zingiberales; Zingiberaceae.
CAAGGGGAUCGGCUUGUUUUAUCUUAUUGCUCAGUACUGAACUCGAACUUGAGCACUUCGUUUCCUUCGUCUAGCAAUUAGACUUGAUAUAUGUUCUCGAUACGAAAAAUCAACAUUCAAUUCAGGAUAUUCUAAUUUAAGUCGGAUUCCACGUAAUGGUCCUUUUUGUUGGUUAACUGAAAGUGCGUAAAUCAGUUGAGCCGCUUGGUUAUAUCGGAUAGCACAAAUCCAUUUCAGUCUAGUAUUCAAUCAUGUUUCUUUUGGACAAUCGUUCACUUAUAUUGGCAUUUAGUUAGUUACAAGCUGGAAUUUACUUGUCCACCUCUGUCUCGGUGCUGCCAUUUCUACAAGAUUUCAAGUUUGGGCACGUGCAAAAUGGUAGUGCUGCUCAUUUGGUGCAGCACACAAGGUGUCUUUGAUCCAUGUUGCAGAGUACUGUUAGAUGCAGUAUCUUAUCCGGUCUCAUGUGAUGUUAGAAUUAUGUAAAAAUAUACGGGAGUUGAAAUUUGUUCUCUAUGGUAAUAGUGAAUCAGAGCCAGUUGUUGAAGCUUGUACAAAGUUGACUCAAGAGUUCUUCCGACAGAACACCUUGCGACUAUUAAUAAUUUGUCUUCCAAAAUUGAACUUAGAAGCCAAAAAAGAUGCUACUCAAGUUGUGGCAAAUUUGCAAAGGCAACAGGUUCAAUCAAGGUUAAUUGCUUCUGAUUAUUUGGAAGCCAACAAAGAUCUUUUGGACAUUUUAAUUUCUGGUUAUGAAAACAUGGACAUUGCGUUGCAUUAUGGGGCUAUGCUAAGAGAAUGUAUUCGACAUCAAAGUGUAGCUAGGUAUAUUCUUGAGUCUGAACACAUGCAGAAAUUCUUUGAUUAUAUUGAAAUUCCAAAUUUUGACAUUGCAUCAGAUGUCACUAUCACUUUUAAGGAACUUUUAACACGGCAUAAAUCAACUGUAGCCGAAUUUUUAUCCAAGAAUUAUGAUUGGUUUUUUACAGAAUUCAAUUCAAGGUUGCUGUCAUCCCCUAAUUAUGUCACAAGAAGGCAAGCUAUCAAGAUUUUGGGAGACAUGUUGUUAGACAGGUCAAAUUCUGCUGUUAUGGUCCGCUAUGUUAGCUCAAAGGACAAUCUUAUGAUUCUAAUGAAUCUUCUGAGGGAAUCAAGUAAGAAUAUCCAAAUAGAGGCUUUCCAUGUAUUCAAGUUAUUUGCUGCUAACCAAAACAAGCCACCUGAGAUUACAAGCAUAUUAUUCACUAACAAGGAUAAACUUCUUCGGUUUUUUAGGGACUUCAAGUUAGACAAAGAGAAUGAGCAAUUUGAAGCAGACAAAGAUCAAGUUGUCAGAGAGAUACAAGCUCUGAAGAAGGAGAACUCAUCUGAAUGAAAUUUGUGAUCACACCAUGACCAGUCUCCUAUAUCAUUUGCACAGACCAUCUAUAUAGGGGUAUGGACAGGAGACGCUGACCUCUAUGCAUUUUAUUAAGGUGGACAAAGAUGUCAUUAAUAUCAUUUUUGACCAAUAAAUAUCAGAUAUGGGAGAAUGGGACUUGCUAUUUGACCUCAUGAUUGCAGUCUUUUAUGUAAUCAUGUGUUCUUGAGUCAAUUUAGAGUAAAUGGAAGUGAUUAUGCGUAUUAUUUCAGAUUUCUGCUUGUUAUAUUACAGACGCAAACAAAGUUCAGAUUGACUUUGAAUGUACAUAAAUUGAGCGUCUGUGUUUAAUUCAUAAGCAUGCUAUUUUUAUAAAAAUAGAUAUGGAAUAUUUUUUAUAAUUAUAAAAGCAUUUUAUUUGACAA